Molecule: messenger RNA, 2664 nt
Organism: Moesziomyces aphidis
Lineage: Eukaryota; Fungi; Basidiomycota; Ustilaginomycetes; Ustilaginales; Ustilaginaceae
Source: the annotation of a GenBank genome assembly
AUGGGUGGAAAGGACGCCAAUACCGGUCUUUCCAGGAGCGCCUCGCGUGACGUUGGCGCCUCGGCCGGCAUCCACUCCUCAGCACGAAGCAGCACCGGCAACCCCUUCUAUCGCCAGUUUUUGCCAUCCCUGCUGUCCAACAUCUCGCCCAAUGACGCGAUACCGUCGCUCGACGAGCUUUCAGCGCUUGCCAAGCAUCUCGAGAGGAUCAAGGCCGAGUCUUCCGCGCGUCUAGCGCGUCUCGAGACGCGUUCGUCAGAUCCUUUUAAGCCGAUCUUCUUCUCAGCUCCCAACGACCUCUUCAGUCCUCCUGGCUUGCCUAGCGGUCCUGCCAAUCUCUACUCGGACUCUUCAAGGCAGGCUUCUUCUGCCGGCUCCGCUUUCGCCUCGAUUUCAAAGUACCAGAAAGCGCGCGAGCGCUCCUUUGCAUCCCCAGCUCCUUCCGCUUCCGGCGCCAACGUCGGUGGAUCCACCAGCACUACUGCUGCAGGUGGGGCCUUUGCUUCCAAGAACAAGGUCAAGAUCAAACGGGAGAGGGACAACGACAGCGCGCCGGCGUCGUCGCUCUACUCGGAUGUACGAUCACCAAGCAACGCAGCCAGCAAGGCUAACGCGCGCAGCAAAGCGGCUCGGGCACACAGCUUCGAUGUCGGAGGCGAUGACGAGAGCGUCGUAUCGACAGAUCCGGAGUGGGACCUCGAUGAAGACAUGCCGAGCCGUCCUGGGCGCACAUACGCCAAGAACAAGAAGCGCAGACGCAAGGAUGUCGAUGCCGACUCGAACGAGGACGAAUCUGGAUCCGAAUUCGAAGCGGGCGCCCUUCUCGGUGCCGCAGGCUCGUCACGAAACGCCGCCACCUCCAAGCACGUUGGCUCGUCUGCUUCCGCGUCCGCAGCCCGGACAGCAGCUGCUGUUCCAGGCUCCAUCUCUCGCAGAGGAUCCGAAGUCGACACUUCGUCUGGCGGUGUCGCCACUCCCAAAAUCCCCGCCAUCGGCAUGCGUCUCAAAGCCAAUGCGGCCUCUCAAAACGCACCAGGCUUUCCGCGCAAAGCUUCGGAUGCGACCCAGGUGUCGACGCGACGCAACAGCGUCCUGCCCUCGCCUUCGCCGCUGCCUUCGACUCCCGCCCAUCUGAACGCAGCCAUGGUGGCGCCUGUGAUCUACCAGCCUGCGCCGGGAUGGGAGCUGCCAGCUCGUACUCCUGCCACAUUCAUGCCCAAACUCGAAAAGUCGCGCAAGCCAAGGGCCUAUCCCACCAAGCCGCAGCAGGUCAACGAGGACUUCGCCAACAAGGACUGGAAGGAAAAGGAGAGGGAGCGCGAUCGGCUUCUCGAGCGCGAGAGCAUCGGCCCAGGCACCCCAGGAGGACCCGGUCCCGGCCAGAGCAUGGUCAAGGAGGCCACGACCGGAAGGAGGGGCGGCAGAGAUCUGCAACAGACGCCCAUCCACACCUUCUACAACUAUGCAGACGCAUUCUUCAAGACCUUGACCGAGGACGAUCUCGCCUGGCUCUCGAGCAAGUCGGACGACCACGAGCCAUUCCAGAUGCCGGCGCUAGGUCGACACUACAAGCAGAUGUGGGAGGAGGAGGACGCUUUGAUCGCCAGCGGUGCCGUAGAUGCGUAUGGGAAUCCACUCUCGACGCUGUCGCGUUCGCCAUCCAUCAGCCUCGGCGUCGGCGGAGGCCUUCCGCUCGAUGCAUCAUUACUAGCAGCCUCGCGUUCGGGUGGAGCGGACGAGAGCAAGCUGGCUCAACGUCCGGAGCUCGAGAUUCCGCCGCCACCCUCGUUCCGGACCAAGCAGAUGACCGACGAGCAUCUUGGCUUGGAGUCGCCCGCUGUGGUCGACGCGCGCAGUGGACCGUUGGCCGAGCGUCUGGUAGCUUCCCUGCUACCACCUCGUCAGGACGCCGACGACGGAGACGCGAGCAGAGCGACGGGAUCUGCCGAUGACGGCGGAUCCGCACUCCCGAUGAACGUCCUGGCGCGCCUCAACGGACAUGCCAAACACGAAGACGAGACGGGCGAUGACGAAGAUGCCGACGGCGAGCCCGACCUGGAUAUGCAAGGGGUGGUGGCUGACCAGGACAUGGCGACUUUCGAGGAGCGGAUCGCCAAGGAGCUCAAGGCUAUCGAGGUGCUGGGUGCGGACGAGGCUCUUGACUGGUCUUCGCGCCAAGACGACGAGAUCUCAACGACGCUGAGGAUGGUGCAGCGCGAGCUGGCACGCCAGCAGAAAGUCAACGAGAUGCGCAAGGACCGGCUGUUCGGCAUCGCCAAGGAUCGCAUGGCGCACCAGGACUACCUCAAUUGCCUACACUCGCUGGAGAAGGAGAUCGAAGCGGGAUGGACCCGGAGACUGCGCCAGAUCAAGGCGAGCCUGGGCAAGCGCAAGAAGGGCGGCCACGCUGCGGCGUCGCAUCACGACGACCUGUCCCAGCCCGGCGCCAACGGCAUCCAGUCCGCCAGCGGCACGCCGCAGCCUGGAGGCGUGCCCUACAACGGCCCCGUGCGUCCGCAGCUGCCCGAGAACCUGGUGAGCGCAAUGGAGAAGCGCAAGAAGCUCCAGUUUGCGUUCAAGGAGCUCUUUGACGAGGCCAAGCAUGCAUGGCAGACGCCGACCGAGAGCGUCUAUGCAGAUCUGCACCUGGAUGCAAUCGAGUGA